Molecule: messenger RNA, 549 nt
Organism: Coprinopsis cinerea okayama7#130
Lineage: Eukaryota; Fungi; Basidiomycota; Agaricomycetes; Agaricales; Psathyrellaceae
Exons: 4
Coding region: 1-549 (182 amino acids)
Source: RefSeq, a predicted model, not a curated record
AUGGCCGUGGACCGUGGAAGACUCUUCGCAGGUACUGCCCAUCCAUCACGACUGCUACCCUCUCAGCCCAGUAUGUUCAAGCGACCUCGACAGCGGAACGACGCAGCCGUAACUACUGUCACUACGAACAACAAGGUCCGUGUUGUGGUGCGUACUGAGAUCGAGUACCCACCAAGUCCAACUGGCAACGAGACAAAUGAGCUAUGCAAGCGCGUGCUUGAUGUCAUAGCAGUUGAUCAGAAAAGGCUGGAAAGUGAAAUAAACAAGGCGGUGUCUGUCUUGAUGCAGCUAGACGAGGCGUGGUGCGAGUUAGAGGAUAAGCUGGAGGAGGUCCAUGGAGAUGCGUUUGUCGAACGAUUGGCGUCCUAUCCUACGCACAUGGACGAGGCCGUUACGGCACUGAAAGAUGUAAUCCGUGGUCUGAAAAGGAUGGUCAUGACCAAUGGAGAGUGGAUAUCUCUCAGCCGCGAUCGCAUCGACUCGCGGAAGGAGAGGGAUGUGAGCGAUGUUGAAUCCACGGAAUCGGACGGCGGCCUGGCAGAUGGAUGA